Messenger RNA from Lasiosphaeria miniovina, 567 nucleotides. RefSeq names its product HSP20-like chaperone. NCBI's taxonomy places the organism in Eukaryota, Fungi, Ascomycota, Sordariomycetes, Sordariales, Lasiosphaeriaceae. The transcript has 3 exons. Gene Ontology annotation, cellular component: cytoplasm. The record is from RefSeq and is a predicted model, not a curated record. The coding region runs from base 1 to 567 and encodes 188 amino acids. Gene Ontology annotation, biological process: protein folding.
AUGUCUGACAACGAGCCCAACCCGGCAGAGGAGGCGGCUGCGCGCGCCAAGGAGAAGGCCGAGCAGGACGCGCUGCCCUACAAGUGGACGCAGACCAUUGGGGACCUGGACAUUACGCUCAGCGUGCCAGGAAACCUCAAGGGCCGGGACCUGGUGGUGGACAUCAAGAAGCAGUCGAUAUUGGCCGGCAUCAAGGGGCAGGAGCCUAUCAUCAAGGGCGACCUCCCGCACGCGAUCCGAACCGACGACAGCACGUGGACGCUCACGGCGGCGCCGGACGGGACCAAGACGAUUGAAAUUCACCUGGACAAGGUGAACAAGCUGGAGUGGUGGGCGCACGUGGUGACGGACGGGCCCAAGAUCGACGUGACCAAGAUUGUGCCUGAGAACAGCAAGCUGUCGGAGCUGGACGGCGAGACGCGCGGCAUGGUGGAGAAGAUGAUGUUUGACCAGCGCCAGAAGGAGAUGGGCCUGCCGAGCAGCGACGAGCAGAAGAAGCUUGACAUCUUCAAGAAGUUCCAGGAGCAACACCCCGAGAUGGACUUUAGCAACGCGAAAAUGAACUAA